Brassica oleracea var. oleracea is the source of this 934-nucleotide messenger RNA. RefSeq names its product serine/arginine-rich SC35-like splicing factor SCL33. The record is from RefSeq and is a predicted model, not a curated record. Gene Ontology annotation, molecular function: RNA binding. Lineage: Eukaryota; Viridiplantae; Streptophyta; Magnoliopsida; Brassicales; Brassicaceae. Bases 433 to 738 code for a protein of 101 amino acids. The transcript is spliced from 5 exons.
CGUGUAGGCGUUUGAGAGGACACAGAAGGGUGUCUUCAUUCUAAGUCGUUUCUCUCUUCUCUCUCUCUCUCGAAAGUUCUCUGUGCGACGAAAGCUGCGAUUCAAGUGAGAUUGAGUACCGGCGCAAGUCUUCUCCUUGGUGAGCUUGUAAAUGAGAACGGAGAUUCCGAGGGCGUGGACAGCUUCGGCGGCGACGAAAAGGUUGUCAUGGUCGUGAACAAUCACUCUUAAGAAAACGGGAGCAGUCAUGGCGGAUACAACACCGAGAAAAGCUUUGACCUUUGGUGGUUGCCGGCGAACCCAUGUCGUCACGGCGUGGAUCAGCUUCUGCGCCGCCUUCAUCUUUUGAUUUCGCUCUUUGCUUUUGUUACUGGAGAUAGAAAAUAGUAAAGUCGAGACCUUUCGUGGCUUGAGAAGUUGGAGUUUGCCGCAAUGAGGGGAAGGAGCUACACUCCGUCACCACCAAGGGGUUAUGGGAGGAGGGGUCGAACAAGCCCAAGCCCUAGAGGAGGCCGUUAUGGAGGUCGUAGUGUGGACCUCCCGACCAGUCUUUUGGUUCGCAAUCUAAGCCAUGACUGCAGGCAAGAAGAUCUCAGGAGGUCGUUUGAGCAGUUCGGGCCUCUUAAGGACAUGUCUAUGCCAAGGGAUUACUAUACUGGACUUGUACUUUUCAGUCGCCUAAGGAGAAGGAUCAAGGAUGCAAUGUUGCUUGAUAUGUUUCAUGUGUGUGUUAAUUGAAGUUGUUGAGGUUUAGCAGUGAAUCUAAAGAAUUGAAGACAUGAAUUAGAGUUUUUACGAAGAUGUUGUGUAUGGCAGUGAAAGAGUUUCGAAGUGAAAUUGAGUUUAAUAAAAAAAUGUUUAAUAAUUUUUUUUUAAGAACCUUAAAUUAAGAGACUUUGCAUUGGAGCAUAUAAAUGUCAGAGUUUCUUAAUGU